Molecule: messenger RNA, 606 nt
Organism: Auanema sp. JU1783
Lineage: Eukaryota; Metazoa; Nematoda; Chromadorea; Rhabditida; Rhabditidae
Source: the annotation of a GenBank genome assembly
AUGUCGAGUCUGCUCGUAGCAUCAGACGACUCCGACGUCCCGGACCUUGACUUACCGCCAGUACGUAGACGUCGUUUUUUCAACAAUAAAUCAAAAACUUCGAGCCCACUAUGCGUGAAUAUUUCUUGGAGCAACUGUCUGUUUCUCAGCAGCUUAGUGCUUUCGGUACUCGUAUUGGCAAUCACAUCAUACAAAUUAACGAAGAAGUUUAAUCAGCUUAAUGAAAACUUAUCGGAAUUGAUUGUUCUGCCAGCCAAAAUAUCCGUAAUCGAGAAAGACAUACAGCGUUUGCAAAUGGAAUUUGACUUAAUGAGGGAAUCCUAUAGCAUUGACACGUCAAAUAGUACGAAGAGAUCAUCUCAGUAUAUCUAUGAUGUGAUGGAGACAUUGAAGGGUGAUAUUACGGAUAUGAAGACAAAAGUAGACAAAAGCUGGUUGACUUCAGAAAGCGUUUCACAACGAAUCUCAACGGUUGAAAAGAGAUGUCUGGCUGUAUGUCAUACAGAUGGUUUAACUUUGAGAGACGGAGAGAAGCAGAGAAGAAGAGAAGCUGAUAAACAAAGAAAGAUUGUAGAUGAAGUUGUUUUCAAAAGAACCGCUUCAUAA